This is a messenger RNA of Stylophora pistillata, 2112 nucleotides long. RefSeq lists its product as uncharacterized. The record is from RefSeq and is a predicted model, not a curated record. Gene Ontology annotation, molecular function: calcium ion binding. NCBI's taxonomy places the organism in Eukaryota, Metazoa, Cnidaria, Anthozoa, Scleractinia, Pocilloporidae.
ACGGCUCAUUUGAUCAGUCAGUUUCUUUCUAACUUAGACGUCUACGAAAAGUGGCAGUUGUUCCCUUCAAAAUGCGACCUUUGUUAGGAAACAUUCUUACUUUGGUGGUAUUCAUAGUUUUGGUAGGUGAAGGCUACGCUCUUCGUUCCUUGGAAGAACGAUACGGAAGUUGCUAUAGUGACUCUAUGUGUCUAGCCUAUUCUUCUUGUCAAAAGGGAAAAUGCAUUUGUCGCCCCCCGUUGGUCGGAGAUGGAGUGUACUGCAAAGUUGCGGACCGUGCGAAAUGCUCAAAGUCCAAAGACUGUCAUAAAAACGCCAUAUGUUUGGAAAGAGAAUGCCUUUGUGUAGGGUAUAAUGUAGGAGACGGCAAAACUUGCAGAGCGACCCAGAAAGCAAUAACGUGUAAGACAAUGAAUUAUUGUGGAGAUAAAGGAUGGUGCCCAGUUGAUUCUCUAUUCCCUAACACUGUCAAUUGUCGAUGCUGGAUUGGAUUCAAGCUUAACGACAAGAAUGUGUGUGUCGAAAUUAACAAACCAUGUAAAGUGGACGAAGAUUGCAAUUCUAAGGCCAAGUGCCUGAAAGGACUAUGCAUUUGUCAAGGAAACCGAUGGGGGGACGGCUCCCAAUGCAGAGCUGCCAAACCAUGCAAAGGGAAACGCAAGUGUGACCCUCAUACUACCACCUGUUUGAUUGAUCCAAUGGCGCCAUCAGAGGUAUUCUGCAAAUGCCGACGGAACCUGGUUUACGCUAUUGGGACUAGCGGAAAGUGUGUCGAGUGCCGAACUGACAAGCAUUGUCAAGGUGCUGAACGCUGUGUGGAUUUUAAGUGCAAGAAACCUGAUUUACAUUUGUGCGCUACGUCUGCGGACUGCCAUAAAGAUGCCGAAUGCCGUCGAGGGAAGUGUCAUUGUAAAGGACUGACCGCCGGCGAUGGAAAAGACUGCAAAGCUUCUUUAUUCUGCCCAGUCACGCAUGAAUGCGACGCCAAUUCCGUCUGUAUUAGAGAUCCGAAGUAUCCUUUUAGUCCUUACUGCAGAUGCAACCCAGAUUAUGAGAAGUCUGAUGAUGGCAAGUGUGUGGAUAUAGACGAAUGCGAGGAUUCAGACGUUUGCCCAGCUAAGCACGUCUGUGUUAACACGCCAGGCGCUUUUGAAUGUCAUUGUAAAAAAGGAUACCAGAAGGGAGAUGACGGCGAGUGCGUGAAAAUGGCGUGCAAAUGCGGUCCUCAUGGAACAGGGUGUAACGAUGACGGAGAGUGUUCUUGUCAUGACGGAUUUGAAAAAAAUGGAGAUGGAGUAUGUGAAGACAUCGACGAAUGUGCCUUUGAGUCACCGUGUACCGGUGAUGGAGAGGUGUGUGAAAACCAGGAAGGGAAAUACACUUGCUCGUGCAAAGCAGGAUAUGUGAUGAAUGGCGGAGGAUGCGUCAAAGAACCUCAAUGCAAGUGCAUAUUGCACGAAGAAUGCAUCGAAGGAAAGUGCAAGUGCAAGAAAGGAUACAAGAGGAAUUCAAAGGGAAAAUGUGCUAAAAAAGGCCCCGCUAGCCAAGUUGGUUCAGGCCACUCUGUACACGUCACCAGUCACCUGAGCACCCUCGGCCUCGUCCUCGCACUGCUUGGACGCCUGGCCGUCACAGCAUAAGGAACCGCGCCUACUGCUUGCUUUGCUGCUGCAUGCUUAUUCUUUUAACUUUUAUCUUUUUGCCCAACAACAAAAUCUGUAUAAUAUUACUGUAUUUGUAAAAGAUACUUCUAAGUGUAGUACAGAUCGAUACGAAUGAUUCAAGAACUUUUGAAAAAAUAUUUUUUUUAAUUCCUUACCCUGAUAUCUACCCUUUUUAAACAGAAGUUUUCACGUUAAAAUGACUUUUCAUCUAAAUUUCAUCAAUUGUACUCCUCAACUACGUUUCAUCGCAGUUUUUUUCUUUCCUCUUGAAAGAUUGAUUGUAUUUUUCUUGAAACAGCCACCAAGUCCUGUUAUUUUGUUAUCCUUAAUAAUGCGAAAUUACUUGAGACUUUUCCAGAUAUUUGAUGUUAAAAUAUUACCGGAAUUGAACUUCUUACCUUGUCAUUUAAUAAAUUUGCUACGCUUUGCUUUGCUACUUUUAAAAACA